AUGAAGAAGCUGGUGAUCAAGCCGUACCGCCAGAACAUGGGCAUGGACCAGGCACGCGCCCAGGAGAUCUGGACGUCGCUGCGCACGGCCAUCUACGAGAUCUUCUCGCACAACGCGAGCCUAUUGUCCUUCGAGGAGCUGUACCGCAAUUCGUACAAUCUGGUACUUCACAAGCACGGCGAUCUGCUCUACAAUGGCGUCGUGGACGUUAUUACCGAGCACCUUCAGAGCGUAACACAGCAAGUGGCCGCUGUAUCGGACGAUAUGCUGCUCGUGGCGCUUAACGACCAAUGGGUUGAUCAUCAGAUCGUCAUGACGAUGGUGCGCGACAUCCUCAUGUACAUGGAUCGCACUUACGUGACGCAGAAGCGCAAGCUGCCAGUGUACGACAACGGGCUGUACAUCUUCCGAGACGUCAUCGUGCGUCACGACAGUAUACGCGACCGACUGCGUGCUCGACUACUGCUCAGUAUCGAGCGAGAGCGACACGGAGAGCUCAUCGACCGAGAUCUCGUUAAGAGCGUACUUCGCAUGCUCGUCGAUCUCGGUGUGCACUCUAAUACAGUGUACGAGAACGACUUUGAGAAGUUUUUUCUCGAUACGACGCUGGAUUUCUACCGAGCUGAGGCCCAAUCCAUGUUGGAUGUGGCUACAUGUCCUGAGUACUUGGAGAAGGCCGAGCAGCGGCUGAAUGAAGAAGGAGCUCGUGUACUGCACUACUUGAGCCCGUCCACGGAGCAUAAACUGAAGACGAUCGUGGAGACGCAGCUGAUUAAAAACCAGGCCAAGGCGCUGGUGGAGAUGGAACAUUCCGGGGCUGUGGCACUAUUCCGAGACGGUAAAAGCCAGGCACUACGUCGAAUGUACUCGCUGUUUCGACGUGUACCUAGCACGUUGCCUGAGAUCAGUGAGAGCGUGUUCCAGUACAUUAAAACGCUGGGCGACGAGGUCGUCAAGACUCAGUCGAAUUCGGAGACGGCGUUGGAUGCGUCACAAUUUGUGGAAAAGCUAUUGGCAUUACGUGAAAAAUUCGUGGGUUUCUUGUCGGAUUGUUUCUUCGACGACCCACAGCUCCACAAAUCUAUUAAGCAAGGGUUCGAGGCCUUUAUGAACACUAACACAGUGUGUGCCGGGUAUCUAGCACACUAUCUGGAUGAGUUGCUGCGCUCUAAGAAACGGUUUGAAGAGGAGAUGGACACGCGGGUAACGCAAGUCAUUGCAUUGUUCCGGUAUCUACAAGACAAGGAUGUGUUUGAGGAGUUCUACAAGGUGUUACUGGCUAAACGUCUUCUAAAUAGUCGCGGUACUUCGGACGAAGCGGAGAAGCUCGUGAUCUCGAAACUCAAGGCCGAAUGUGGCUACCAGUUCACGUCCAAGCUAGAGGGAAUGUUCAAGGAUAUGAGUAUAUCCAAGGAUCUUAUGGAGCUGUACAGGAAGUCCGGACACGACACCCGAGGUACCGGUUUUGGUAUCGAUAUGUCUGUCGCCCCUAUGCCGCUGUCAGUGCAUGUGCUCACAAGUGGCUUCUGGCCCACAGAGAUGGCUCCAAUGUGUGCUCUUCCCUUGGAACUUGUCCAGAUGACGCAGGCCUUCGAGUCGUUCUACUACGCACGACACAAUGGACGGAAGUUGGCGUGGAUGGCAAACAUGGGUACAGUAGAUGUCCGAGCCAUGUUUUCAGCGGGUCUGGAGGAUGCUAAACGUCGUCAUGAGCUCAACGUAUCGACGUACCAAGCUGUCAUCUUGAUGCUGUUUAAUCAGCGCUCGGAAUGGCGCUUCAAGGAGCUCCUGGAGCGCACACGAAUUGACGUAAAGGACCUGAAGCGACACCUCAUUUCUCUCUGCACUCCCAAGUACAAAAUUUUGAUCAAGAGUUCGAAGGGAAAACGUAUCGACGAAGAGACGGAUACAUUCUCAGUGAAUGACUCGUACAAGUCCAAGCUGCUGCGUGUUCGGAUACCGCUAGUGUCUCAGAAGGAGACGUCGUUGUUGCCAGCCGUGGCGUCAAGCACGAACAAUGCAGCCGAUGCACUGCCACCUACAGUCGCUGAGGACCGCAAGCAUCUAGUCGAGGCCUCGAUCGUGCGUAUCAUGAAGACGCGCAAGCAGAUGCAGCAUAAUCAACUUAUCGCUGAGGUUACGCGCCAGAUGACUGGACGCUUCACGCCGUCCCCACAACUCAUCAAGCUGCGCAUCGAGAGUCUGAUCGAGCGCGAGUAUCUCCAGCGCAGCAUCACGGAUCGACGAAUGUACAACUAUUUAGCUUGA
Molecule: messenger RNA, 2268 nt
Organism: Phytophthora infestans T30-4
Lineage: Eukaryota; Oomycota; Peronosporomycetes; Peronosporales; Peronosporaceae
Product: Cullin family protein, putative
Exons: 1
Coding region: 1-2268 (755 amino acids)
Biological process (GO): ubiquitin-dependent protein catabolic process; protein ubiquitination
Cellular component (GO): cullin-RING ubiquitin ligase complex
Molecular function (GO): ubiquitin protein ligase binding
Source: RefSeq, a predicted model, not a curated record